Molecule: messenger RNA, 5746 nt
Organism: Electrophorus electricus (electric eel)
Lineage: Eukaryota; Metazoa; Chordata; Actinopteri; Gymnotiformes; Gymnotidae
Gene: pold3
Product: polymerase (DNA-directed), delta 3, accessory subunit
Biological process (GO): nucleotide-excision repair, DNA gap filling; DNA replication; DNA strand elongation involved in DNA replication
Cellular component (GO): delta DNA polymerase complex; nucleus
Molecular function (GO): DNA-directed DNA polymerase activity
Source: RefSeq, a predicted model, not a curated record
AUAGCUCGGUUGCCUGUUAAAACAGUAACCAGUGUCGCGAUACAAUGGAUGAUCUCUAUUUAGACAACAUUGACGAAUAUGUUAACGAUCAAAAUAAAAUUGUCACCUAUAAAUGGCUCAGCCUUACUCUUGGGGUCCAUGUCAACACAGCUAAACAAAUGCUUUAUCAUUACUUGGAGCAAAGGCGCAAGGAGAAGUCUGGAGCUACUCUGCAUGCCACCUACCUUGUAUCUGGGAAGUGCUUGGAAAAUGGUAGCAUGUGUCAUAAGGUGUCAGUAGUGCGUGAAGAAAAGCUUGAGGAUAUAAAAUCCAAGCUGGAUAUGACUGUUAGCAUACAUGUGUACAGUAUCCAGAAAUCUGAGCUGAAGGAUAGCGGUCCACUCUACAGUACAGACUAUGAUGCUGUUAAGGAGAAUUUGAAAAACUGCAACAAGUAUAGUGCCAUCCGCUGUGCUGCUGCUGUACCAGUGUCCUCUGGACAGCUACAGAGAGCUCAGGAAAAGGUUUUGGCCGCUGCACCUGACACAGAGGGCAGUAAACCAGGCCUGAAUGACCACAUGGCAGCUGCUUCCAAAAUUAGCGUCAAACAGCCUAAGGGCAUCAUGGGAAUGUUUUCAAGCAAAGCCACUCCUAAAAGUGAAGAGUACAGCAAAGAGGUGAAAACAGAGCAGAAAGAUGAUGCAUCCCCAGCUGAAGGUGCUAAAACUAGGCCAUCUUCCAAAGCUGAUGCUUUGAGCAAGUUUUUUGGAAAACCAGCAGAUAAAAAUGCUGCCACUGACAAACCAGACAAAAACAUCAAAGAGGAAGUGGAAGGAGCUCUGACAUCAUUGUCAGCUGUGAGCAAAACACAGUCUCACUCUUCACCUGAGCACAAGCAAUCCAUAAAAGAGGAAUUACUGAAAAAGUCUUCUGCAGUGAAAGGUGACUCCAAAGACACUGGGAAUAAAACAAAGCGACUUGAGCAGUCAGACAGCGAAGAUGAGAAAGGGGAGAGUCAGAAGACGAAGAGACGCAGAAUAAAGCAGCCACAGCCUGACAGCAGCGAUGACGAGGUAAUUCCAGAUUCUCCACCGGUGCCUGAACCGCAAACUCAGAGCCUUGAAAAUGAAGUGAAGAAAGAGCCUGUUUCACAUCAAGAAAUUUUAGAGGGUAAGAGGAGGAAGAGGAGACGAGUUUUGAAGUCGAAGACAUUUCUUGACGAUGAAGGCUGUAUGGUGACUGAGAAAGGCUAUGAGAGCGAAUCCUACUCUGAGAGUGAAGAUGACUUCAAGGCCAGCAGUUACCCCUCUGAGGAUUCAGUCUCACUCAAGCAAUCGCUUGGAAAGAGAGAGGAGGAAAAAAAGUUAAAAGAGAAAGGUCAGAAGAAGGCCCCUGCUGCUGCAAAUAAAGCAACCAAACAGGCGACCAUCUUUGGAUUUUUCCAGAAGAAAUGAACUUACCAGGAUUUCCUUUCCAUCACUGCCUCUUAGGAUAAAAUAAAGGUUGUAACCUUGUAUUGGAUAUAUGAUGUACUUUUUCAUGUUACAAGCUCCCCAAAUGCAACUUUAUUUCUCAAAAUAUUCCCUUUUGUACUUGUAUGUCCAUGCUGGACUUACCGUACAUAUCUGAUAGAUGUUCCUGUGAUGUUUGUCAGGUGUAUUGGUCACUGGUGAAUUUUGUCCUUCACCAUUAGGAUUAUAUGGUAUUAGCAUCAGAACACCAUGUUUUAAAUAAUAAACUUCUCUUUGUAGUAACACCUGUUAUAUUUUAGAUGUUUUCUGCCCUAUUCAAGCUGAGAUCUUCACUUCUUCUCAAGCCUUUGUGACUCAUUAAUUGCCAUAUGUAAAUCCUAAGAACAUUUUAGGAAAACAGGACAUGAUCAAUUCAGAAAGUAUGCUUCCCCCCACUGCUGUUUCUUUGGUUCAUGCUAGUUGUCUGUUCUUGCUAAGGGUGAGAGUUUUCCUUGAACAAGGUUCACAUUUCGACAUGACAUCACAUUCUGGCACUGUGGUUGGGUCGACCUCAGACGAAUUGAUUUAUUAAAACAAAACUUGACUGCUUGGGAUGGCAUGCCUCUGGAAGUGCGUGUCAAACCUAAAAUGAAACCUCUGAUCUGGUGCCACAGACAUGAAAUUGAGCUUUUGGGGCCAAACCACAAUUUUCUCCAUAAACCUCUUUUUUCUCCUUAGAAGUCCCUAAACUUAAUUUUUGUUUUACUUUUGAACAAUACUGACAGCAAAGAUUAAAUGAUAUAUAAUGCAAAUAUUGUUUGGGAUUCUUGCAUGUUUCUGCAAAUAAGGACUUUAAAAGGACAAAUUUGUUUAUGUAUAGGUAUUUUCUUGUCAAUAACCAAAGAAAUCAAAAUCUAUUGCUGUUCUUUCAUUGUUUCCGCCAGUGUAAUAAUAUCCCUGAAGCAGAUCACAUUUCACCUUUCCCCAUUCUAUGGUAGUUAACGGCCUUUAAAAAAGUACAGAAAGCUAAAAAUGUAAUCAGGAAAACAUCAUCAAAAUAUGUAAAAUUUCUUCAUGUAGAAAUUGAACUUGCAAGAACCUUGUUCUUGGAGUAUAAAGAAGAUUGAUUUGUUGUUUACUUUUGGGAGGUCUUAAAAAUAUCUGAAAAAACUCAUGGACUUGGCUUGUGACUGUCAAUUUUCAGACUAAAGAUUAGGUGCAAAAGGUGGGAAUUAACACCGGCAUUUAGGUGUAUGCAAGAGUUGCACUUCACAUUAAUGGCAGACGUUUGUUUCUGUUUGUUUUUUUUUUUGUUUUUUUUUUAAACAAACGGAAUAUCUUAUUAGAACUGUAAAAAGUGUAGUCUGUUUUUAUUUUGCCCCAUAUCAUAUAGAAUAACAGUUAACACUGACCUGGCUAUAUGUUCAUCCAUAUCUUACAGUAAUGCUUGUUGAUAGACCUGUUCCUGCUGCAUCCAGAGGUAGCAUGAGUGUGGUGUCUGCCUAAAUCUCACAUCAUACUUUUGUUUAAAGUAGUAGGUGCCUCCAUGUCUGAGAAAAUCUCUUGCUAGAUUAUAUGGCUAUCUUCGGGGGAAAAAAAAGCCAAGCUACUUCGAAGUGCUCUUGGCUUGGCACUGCAGUACAACAGUAUGAUUAACUGUUUCCAGGUUUGUCUUCAAAGGUGUAGUUGCUUGGAGGAUGUUUGAGCUAGUUCGUAACGUAUCCUGUUCCCAAAUUCUAAGGUACACGCAAACAAAAGUAAAAGCACCCUAUUCCUGGUCACACUAUUAACUAUUAAACAAUUAAUAAAAAGCCUUUUUAUCUCUAAUUUGUAUAAAGCUAAAUGAAAGCAAAUAAAUCAUUUUGAUAUAGGAGUCAGGUUUUUUUGGUUAAGGGAACAAAAUAAAUUUGUACUAAUAACUGCAUGUUAUGAUUUAUUCCUAUAAUUCUCCUCAUCUACUGCAAGGAAAACAAAAAGAAAUUGUGCAUUCAUUGAAAACAGAUUUUUACACUUUUUUGAGUGAUCAUAUUUUGCUGGAGGAAGAUUUUUUCGGUAACUGGGAAAUUAGGUGGCAUGCAUUAUUUCUUUGGGAACUGUUUCUGGAAAUGCUGUCCCAUGGACUACUUUGGGGUGUGUGUGCUCAGUAUGGGGGAUGAGGGGGCAGAAUUUCCACAUCUGGAAUAAUCUUUGCAAUCAGCCAGAGAGAAGUUGUACUUUACUGUUAUGGAUCAAAAGUGAGGCAUUUACACUCUUUACAACUAUUGUCAGAUGGUACGCAUGCAAGUGCUGAUUGCAGCUCAAACACUUCACCUCUCAUUCAUCAAUCUGUCACAUUAGUUAACUUGGCAUGGAAUACCCAUUCAUCAUAAUUGUUUUGAUAUGACAUUCAAAUGGAAUUUGUGUGUUGAUUAUCCUGUUUUUAAUGGCUAAAACUAAGCAAUCUGCUUUCACUCACUCCUGCACCCUUUAACCACUAAUGUUAAAUUUUAAUAAUUAACUUUGAUAUUAGCUGGACAUCUGAGACACAAAGUGAUUCUCUUAUCUUUAGUGAAAGGUAAGGGAAGCCCAAACAUAUUCUUCUAUUAUAGCUAGCCAAUUAUGCUAGCAUCUUCCAUCAUAAGCUGCUCUUUUAAUUUUGGGUGUUUUUGCUUGGCUAAGUAGAGAUUAUGAAAAGCCUACAGAUGACUAAAGUGUCUAUGAUGGGCAGCUCACAUGUCUGUGGCAUGGUUCUGAACAUUGGCUGAAAUGAUUGGGGUCAACCUAAUUAAACGGAGAAGGCAUAAAGCAGCAUGCUUUAUAGACUGGUAGUAUUUUGAUGACCCUCUAAUUCUAGGGAUAUUGUAACACCUUAAUCAGCUAUGAAAGCAAACAUGUCUCUGACUUAAUUACCUUAACUCAGUUUAGCACCCUUUGAGUCAGAAGGCUAUCUGAUUGAUUUGCAGUGCUUCGGUUUCUGAGACACCAUGAACUGCAGAAGCUCAGGGCCAGAGAUUUUACUAAUUCACAGUUUACCCACCUUCAUUAUCCAUAUACGGCCCUGUAUAUUCCCAUGCAACCUGAUUUUGUUGUUUUACCUGACCUUAAAUAACUCAGAGAAAACUGUUACACACAAUGGCUAAUCAGCCUUAAAUAUUUGUGAAACAUGGAACAUAUUUCCACCCUAAAGCUAUGUAUGUACUCAGAUGUCAAGGUGCAACCAAUAUGUUUUCUCUCUAAGAAAACUGAGGCUUUAACAAUGGGCAGCAAGGCUGUGUGGGCAUGCUUAUACAGUGAACUGACCCCUCCACUUGAUUUAUACCCAAUGACUGCCCCCAGCUGUUCAAACUGCCAGAGCCAAGACUAAGCAUGCAUAGCAAAAUUGGCCAAAUGCUAUUUAGAGGGAAUUUAAAACCUCCAUCCCAACAACGAAGGAACCAUGCUCAUGCCAAAGAUGGCAAUGUUUAAAAUCAAGUUUGUGUUCCAACAGCAAGGUUUGAACUCUCUUGUGAGGCAGAAUGUUUCAGGCUCUCUCACAAUAAACAUACCGGUACAGGUCAUUCUUUCAUGUCUAAUCAUUAAGGUAUAAAAUUAAGGAAAGGUUUUUUUUCCUCAAUGAUUUGCAAAUUAACAAACACAGUGCAUUGUCACAUGCACAGAAUCCCUCUCCCCCCACCCAAGAAUAAAUAGGAGCACAAAAUUCUCUGUCUCCCUUAGAGCUACUCAGAGGAACAAAUUGCCAGAAACUGUCAGAUCCAACAGCCAGCAGAUAUAAUUCACAGUUUCAUUGUGUGAUUAUUAAGGUCUGUAACUGAGGGGCUUCUGUUUCAAAAUAUUUUGUCAGGCCUUCAGUGAGAGAUGAGCAGUACUGUCUGGCACUGUGUGAGUCUAACACAACGACUCAUUGUGGUCAGGAUUGGAGCAAAAGUGGGCUUUUUGGGUUCAGAGGAAAAAGACGGGAAGGGAUAUUAGACACAACUCUUUAAACUUCACCAGUCUGUUUGGUGGCCAGUUGACUGUGAUUAGCAUGGCCCCCAAACAAAAGUGGAUUAUCCUACAUCUGGUGACCUGAACAAGACUGUUGACAAGCAACUUACAGGCUUGUUCUCUCUGAAACUCAGCUUGGCUAUGGAACAACAUCUACAUUAACCAACAAUCUUCAGCGUAUCUGAUGACAAAGCUAUUGAAAUCAUGUAAUUUGCUCUGCCAUUAAAUUCUCUGUACUGUGAUAUGUUAGAACAGGUGGCUAAUUCUUGUGUUACAAUAUCUUGUUCUGUUUUGUUGAGAUGAAACAUUAAGAUGAAAACUGAAUACAGUAAAUAAAAAUAUGUUUUGCAGCA